AUGUACGUUUCCCAAGAUGAAAAAUUUAAAAUGUUAUUGGAAGAAAAAUUAAGAAUUAAAGAAUUGGAAAAUGAAGGAAUCGGAAAAGGGAAGAAACCGGAAGUAGAAGGCGAAACGGAAUAUGAAAUUCCGGUAGUAAAUUAUUUAUUUAAAGAAACGAAACGGAAAUCAUUUGACGAUUUGAGGUCGAAUACAAAUUUCGUGGAAACUUCUAGAAAACAUUCAUAUUCGUUUUCCGACGGUGAAUUUUUAACCGACGAAGAUGGUAAAAUAAAUUUACCCUUUUACAUGGAACCAUUUCGCGAAAAUGCAACAUUGACCGGGAUAAAUGGGAAAAAUGACGGGAAUAAUAAUAAUAAUAAUAAUAAUAAUAAUAAUAAUAAUAAUAAUAAUAAUAAUAAUAAUAAUAAAUUAAAACGUGGGGAUGCUUUUAUCGACUUGAUAGAAACGGAUUUGGAUUCGUUUUAUCAUCCGGAAACGGAAGGGAAAAAAAUUGGUAAAAAAUAUAAAUUUUCACUCGUCGAUUCAAAAGACGAAGAAAAAUGUCGAAAAGAUGAUGAGAAAAACACGAAAGACGAACAACAAUCUGCGAUGGAAAAACAAGACAAAAAAAAAAGAUUUUCAUUUCCGUUAAAUUUAAAAAAAAAUAACGGAAAUUCUACGUUCGUUACUCAUGGUUCCCUCGAAUCCCCCGAGAAAAAUUAUAAAAAAAUUAUUAUUAGACUUCCGUGGAUGGGAAAGGGAAAGGAAAAGUUGAAAAAUGAUACGUCUACUGACACGUCGGAUUCGGAAUUCGAAGACAAAAAAUCACCGUCGAUUAAUAAUUCAGAAGAAGGAGAAGAAAAAGGAAGUAAAGAAACGAUCGAAAAAGACGAAAAUGAAAAUUUAUUGAUUGAUUUUAAAACGGAUAUCGAUAAACCGGAAGAAGUUGUUAAAAUAAAAAAAAUUUCUUUUUUCGAUGACGACGAUGAGGUUCAAGUUCAAAGUUCAAAUUUCGAGAAAGGCGAGGAAAAUGCAAAACAAUUUUACGGGAUUUUAAAACCCUUCGAUUUACCGGAAGUUAAAAAAAAAACAAGGAAGAGGAGGGAAAGGGAAGGAAAAUGGGAAAAAGAUCCGAAUCCUUUGAAAAAUAUGUUCAAAACGAAAACGAAAAGAAAUACGUUAGAAAGCGAUGACGUCAGUCCGACUACGUCACGUGAAAACGAUAAUGGCGGAAGCUUAGAAGGGAAAAAUUUAAAAGGCUACGAGUCGAAAGGCCGUGAAAAAUCAAAGGAAGCAACAAAUCGAUUAUCAUUUUCGAAAUAUUUUAAUCGUUCAAACGAAGAUAUCGAUGACGUCAUAAAUAAUGAUGAUGGUUUCAGUUCGGAUAAAUUAACGGUUUUCACAUAUGAAAGGAGCGAUACAGAAAGUGCUGAUCACGGUUCGGCAGAUAAAUCAUCGAUGUCAAAAUUAACAAGCGAAAAACAGCCGAAAAAAUUAAUGAACGGACUUUUUGGAUCUUUUAGAAAAAAUAAAUCAAAAGUCAAAAUAAACCUCGACGUUGAAUCUCAGAAACAAGAUAAUAAUGGAACAAUGAGUUUCGACGUUGUCGUUAAGGAACCUUCUGAAAAUGGUGACGUUCAAGUCGAAGAUGUCAAACCUGAGGGAAUCGUUUACGCGGAAUUAGAUAUUGCAAGAUCACCCCCGGGUGGUAACGUCGUCACGAGAAGAGACGAAGGUGAUAAAACGGAAUAUGCCGAAAUUAUAUAUCCGGGGAAUAAGACGAUGACGUCAGAGAGAUCGAUCGGAGGGGAAUUGAGAAAAAGUCGUGAAAAUUUAUUUUCAUCAAGUCGUGAAAAUCUUUCGGAAAAAGUCGGUGGAGAAGAAUACGAGACGACCGUUACGCCGGAUGGUAAAAAAGAAGCGGCCGUUUAA
Messenger RNA from Pediculus humanus corporis (human body louse), 1914 nucleotides. RefSeq lists its product as uncharacterized. The record is from RefSeq and is a predicted model, not a curated record. The transcript has 4 exons. Lineage: Eukaryota; Metazoa; Arthropoda; Insecta; Psocodea; Pediculidae. The coding region runs from base 1 to 1914 and encodes 637 amino acids.